AUUUUAAUUAUUUGACCGAAAUAUCCUAAAUUAAACUGUUGCACCCGUAUUUAAGAAUUUCUUUUGUUUCUAAAUCACAUUUGGUCAACAUGGAGAACAGUUCGCGCACCAGUUAUUACAUCUUCUUGGCAGCACUUUCAGUAAACCUAAUAGCAUUUAGUGCUGGUAGUGCUUAUUCUUGGACGUCUCCAGUUCUUCCAAAACUUAAAAAUCAAACACAAUCACCCCUUCCUUCUCCCUUGACCACAACACAAGAAUCAUGGAUAGCUUCACUGACAAGUCUCGGAGCAGUUUUCGGUCCUAUAUUUUCUGGAAUAAUGGCCGAAAAAAUCGGCAGAAAAAAGACGCUCCUGAUCUUCUCAGUACCAAGUUUAGUUUCACAUUUAAUCGUGGCCUAUGCAACUCGCAUUGAAAUGUUGUUUGUGGCCAGAUUUUUGGUUGGGAUUGGUUGUGGAUGUGUCUAUUCAGUCAUGCCGAAUUUUGUUGGUGAUAUUUCGGAGGAUAGUAACAGAGGUUUGCUAGGAUGUUUCAUGACACUUAUGAUCACUUGUGGUUUGCUGUUCAAUUAUUUAAUUGGACCCUUCGUCAGCAUAAAGAUUUUAAGUUUUGGUAACAUCAUUCCUAUUAUACUUUUCAUGGUGCUCUUCAGUUUGUUGGUGCCGGAAAGUCCAUAUUAUUUUCUAAGCUUAGGCGAUAAACAAGGUGCGGAGGCAUCAUUAAUGAAACUUAGAGGAAAAAGUACCAAAGGAGUGGAAAAAGAACUGUUGAAACUUGUGACUAAUUUAGAGAUAGAAAAGGAGAACAAAGCAAGUAUUAAAGACUUAUUCAAAUCUAGAGCAUGCUUGAGAGCUCUAAUAAUCGUCAACGGGUUAAUGAUAAUACAACAGUUUUCGGGUAUAAACGCGGUUUUGGGUUUCAUGGAAACGAUCUUUUCAGCUACUGGAAGCAGCAUCCCCCCUGAAUAUUCAACCAUUUUCGUAGGCAUCGUACAAAUGUUGACUGUUGUAGUCUCUUCACAAUUAAUAGACAGACUCGGAAGGAAGAUUUUGUUGCUUAUUUCAACGAUUGGCAGUUUUCUGUCUCUAGUAUCCAUGGGACUGUAUUUUUAUUUAAAAAAUAACAACUAUCGAGUUGAUUCGAUAUUUUGGCUACCACUCAUGAGUUUAGUAGUUUACAUAGUAGUUUUCAACUUGGGUUUAAGUUGCGUACCUUGGGCAAUGAUGGGGGAACUAUUUCCUUCGAAUCUCAAGUCAGCAGCUUCGACAAUUUCCACAACGUUUUGUUUAGCUUUGGCGUUUAUCAUCACGAUGUUUUUCCCUCAAGUUUCCUUGACUCUGGGAAUGGCCGGCUCGUUUUGGGGCUUUGGACUGUUUUGUCUUGCUGGAGCUGGAUUUGUUUAUAUUUUGGUGCCUGAAACUAAGGGGAAGAGUUUCCAAGAAAUCCAGGAAAUGUUAGGAGAAAAAAAAUAAUAUUUUUAACAUUUGUUUUAUUGGUUUAGUUUUAUAAACUAUGCAAAUUAAUGAUGUAAUUACUAGGUUCGAAUUGUAUUUUGAACAAUAAAUUGACAAUAAAAAUUUAGGUUUUUUCAAAUGUUAAAAUUGUCAUUCGUAACUCAAAUAAAAAAUG
Messenger RNA from Aethina tumida (small hive beetle), 1626 nucleotides. Its product is annotated as facilitated trehalose transporter Tret1-like. NCBI's taxonomy places the organism in Eukaryota, Metazoa, Arthropoda, Insecta, Coleoptera, Nitidulidae. The transcript has 2 exons. Gene Ontology annotation, molecular function: sugar transmembrane transporter activity. Gene Ontology annotation, biological process: transmembrane transport; carbohydrate transport. The record is from RefSeq and is a predicted model, not a curated record. Bases 90 to 1469 code for a protein of 459 amino acids. Gene Ontology annotation, cellular component: membrane.